UUUGCAAGUGAUUACUUUUAUGCGGUUUCUGUGAGUAAAAAAACACAGUUCAAUCUAACAUGAAUUACUGAUGAACUGGUCUUGCUGGAAGAUUUACGCAUCAAAAAUGAAGUUCGUCUAUGCUGUGAGCAUCUGGAUUUGUCUGUCAGGGUUUGGACAUUCAGCGGCUGAUGAGAUUAUCAUAAAGAAUCGUGAAGGAGAUCAAGUCACAAUUACCUGUACUCAUCUUUGGGCUUCAGAUAACAAGAAGUAUUUCUGCAGAGAUCCAUGUAAUGAUGAAGAUAUUCUAGUAUCAUCUGAUUGGUCACCUAACAGGAGAUUUAGACUGAAGGAUUUUGGGACAGGGACGUUCACAGUGACCAUCACUGAUCUACAGGAGUCAGACUCUGGGAUUUACUGGUGUGGAGUGAACAGAUUGGUUCAAGACACAUAUCAUAAGGUCAAUCUGAGAGUUUAUAAAGUUUUUCCACAGAAAACUUCAUAUAUACAGAAUCUCUUUGACCAGCUAGAGAAAAUUACAGUUCUCGAUUUAACGAAUGUUACCAUGGACAUGGACAAGGUUUUCAGCACUUCAGAGAAGAUAAACACAUCAUCAGUUGACCCAAAGAAACUAGCAUCAGAUGUGUUAAAAGUCAGUGAGAAGCUCGUGUCAACGUUGGUGAAGCCAACAAACACCUAUGACAAUGUCAGUUUCACUCGUGCAGCUGUGGAGGCGCAAGUGUUUGUGGUUGGACCACAGGCCAACCUUGAUAAAAUCCCUCAGCUCAACACAUCAAAUGCUUCUAUAGACAUUGAUCUUAUUGGGAUCGCCAGGAACAAAUUGAAUUCAGGAUUAGCUGCUGUGGCUUUUAUGAGCUACAACACAAUGGUGGACCUAUUGAAACCAGACUUCUUUAACACAUCAGAUAACACAGUUAAAACCAUGAUGUCCACUGUCAUCUCAGCUACUCUUCCUAAAACCAUCAACACAACCCUCACCAAACCAGUCAACUUCACCCUCAAACACAUCAAAGAGAUAAACGACAGUGGUAAUCUUUCCUGUGUGUACUGGAACAUCAGUGAGUGGAUUGUAGAUGGUUGUUCUGUUGUAAAGACCAACAGCAACUUCACUGUGUGUUCAUGUCUUCAUCUGUCAACAUUCGCUCUUAUCAUGCAAACCAGCAGCAGAUCAUCAGAGGUUAAAAGUCAGCCGAUGGACUCGAUGAAUGUGGUGUUUGUUAUCGUGGGUCUGGUGUUUACUAGUUUGGCUCUGUUGACUUUUGCUUUCUGUCGAUGGAAACCUGGAGUGAACAAUGUAGCUCGAAUCAACCUCUGCAUCAGUCUGCUGUCUGCUCAUCUUCUGUUCUUACUCACACAACGCUUCCUGACUUUCAUAAAACCUCACAAGGAGUUGUGUGCUGUGAUAUCAGGAGCUCUUCACUUCUUCUUUCUCUCCUGCUUUAUGUGGAUGUUCAUUGAAGCUGUGCUGCUCUUCAUCUGUGUGAAAAACCUACCACAGAUCAGCUCCAGACAGAGGGCGAUACUUCACAAGGGAUUCUUGAUUGUGAUUGGUUAUGCAAUUGAUUUUGUUAUAGUAGGCGUGUCUGCUGGACUGGUUCCUGAAGGCUACGGCAGUGAAAAAUGCUGGAUUAAACAGGAGAAAGGCUUCAUCUGGAGUUUUCUGGGACCUGUUUGCUUCAUUCUUGCAAUAAACACAAUUAUCUUCAUCAGUAUCUUCAUCAGUCUGAGCUUAACUCUCAAAAACCUCAACCUUGACGUUUCACACAUGAGACAAACCAAGAUUACGGUUUUUAAAACUCUAGCCCAGUUUGUGAUUUUUGGUUGUCCCUGGACUCUGGGUUUAUUCAUUAAUAACAGUAAGAUGAUCGAGAUUCUCUUUCUGACCCUGAACUCACAGCAAGGGACCUUCAUCUUCCUGGUCUACUGUGUUCUCAAUAAUGAGGUUAGAGAGCAGUAUGUGAAGUGGAUGAGAGCUGUCUUUCUCGGGCUCAAACCAAAGACCUUAUUAGAUACCCCCAUCCAAAAAAACUAAGGCCCAGAUAAAUCAUGUUAAGAAAAUUGUAAUGUGUGUGUGUGUUUUAUUUUCAGAGGGCAAACAUACUGUGCAUAUAAUCACAUUAAUUUGUGUUGUUUUUCAUAUUUUAUUUACACAUUAAUCAUUUUUAUAUCUCUUUUAUAAACUCCUUUAUUAUGUGGCAUGGUACCAUAAUGUAAUUAAUUUUCCAUUAACUAUGCAUGGUUUAUUUAGCAAAAUUAUUCUGUAUUUUGUCAGUUUUUUAAUUCUUCUAGAUAGCUUAAGGACCUGUUAUUGCAUUGCUUGACCAGAUGCACACUGUGAUUUAGUAGAACCAUAGGUGAACGAAUAGUAUUUCCGAAAACUCUGUAUAUGUAAAAGGGUAGACGAGAAUUACCCUGAUUUUGGACUAUUUCUCAUGAGAUUCAACGGGCAUGUGUACCUAAGUAGCAUUCAAAACCGCCUAUUUACCUACAAUAUAGUAGGAGAAAAGUAUGCGAACACAGUAAUAUGUCCAAAUCCACAGUAUUCAUAAAAUCAGUAGGCGAGUAAAUCCCUGGAUGCCCUACUGAGUCCGCCCAGAUUCUGAAGCAAGCAUUGAUGACCAAUUAUCUAUCCUAGCUUUCCCAGGAUGCCACGGGAAAGCAAAGCAAUCGUCAUUUUGACCGGACACCAGCCAAAUGGGUGAUUCGGAUACACAGGGCUCUUCUUCAGCACCCUGACUUCACGCAUAGACCCAGGAUAACCCACAAAGUGCUCAGCUGAUUAAGCAAAAUAAUGCUGCAGAAUUGAGCUGUGUUGAGAUGGCAGUAAAUACCGGCAUG
Paramisgurnus dabryanus is the source of this 2838-nucleotide messenger RNA. Its product is annotated as adhesion G protein-coupled receptor E3-like. The record is from RefSeq and is a predicted model, not a curated record. Gene Ontology annotation, molecular function: G protein-coupled receptor activity. Gene Ontology annotation, biological process: adenylate cyclase-activating G protein-coupled receptor signaling pathway; cell surface receptor signaling pathway. Gene Ontology annotation, cellular component: plasma membrane. Lineage: Eukaryota; Metazoa; Chordata; Actinopteri; Cypriniformes; Cobitidae.